AAAUCCUCCACAGGCAGAGAGAACGAGUAAACAGUUGUUUUAGUUCAAUAUUGGCAGAUAGCAGACAGACAAGUCAAUGGAGAAUUCUGACAUAUCAGAAAAUGUGUUGAAGGGAUUCAAGGGAACGUACAAUGAGCUGAUAUGUCAGGAUGAUUUCAGCACAGAUGGACAUCCUCUCUAUAACAGACAAGACCAACAACAAGUGUCCAUGUUCAUGGUGAGAGAUGGGCUGAGUUCUCGAUUCUACCGAUUGGUUGCAGUGAGUCUGGGCAUGCUCAGUGCUCUUCUACUGGCCGUUGACAUUGGUCUGGGGGUCCAAUUGAUGUUAGGUCUCUCUUUGGGCCCCACAGACAGCAAAGUCAGUGAGAAGUACAGUCCACUAUAUCAGAACUUGACACAGAUCAGCAGUGAGCUGGAGCAACUCAGAGCUACCCACCGUAAUAUGAUCCACGCCAAAGAGGAGGCCUUGACAGUGUUACAGAGAGAGCUCCAAAAUGUGUACAAAACCAGCGGGCAGCUAGAGAGUGCCAAACACACUGGCAUGGAGUUACAGAGGCAGGUUGAAAGCCUUCAGGAACAGAAGGUGGCAUUGCAGUCCCGUGUCACUGAAGUUGUGGAAAGCUGUGGCCGUUGUUUGCCAGGAUGGGAACUGCUAAACUCAGUGUGUUACUACUUUCCCUUGUCUGACUCCAUUCCUCUGAAAACGUGGGACAGAAGCAGAGAUAACUGCAUUAAACAAGGAGCUGACCUGGCAAAAAUAGAUAGUGAAGAGAAGCAGGAGUUUAUCAAUAAGGCAAUACAAGCAUUAAGAUACAGCUCAGGAUCCUGGCACCUAACAGGGUUCUGGAUAGGACUGAAGGAGGAAGAGGAUACAGAGGGGACCUGGACAUGGCUUGAUGGGACUGAGCUGACUCAGGGGUACUGAGAAGAUGGAGAGCCCAAUGACCACUAUGGAAUGGAGGACUGUGCGGCCAUCAAAAUAAAUCCCAUGAAGUCCUGGAAUGAUGCUACGUGUAAAAGUGAAAUGCAAUCAAGGAAAUUACUGUAAAAUGUCCAUUAUUUCCUAUACUAUUUCAUUCAAGUAAAUACAUACAGUCAAAAUAAUAGGCAUUGGAAUCAAAUGUCAAUUUAAGUUUUACAUAGCAUAAGAUUGUAUCUGUUGAAAGAAAUUGUUUUAAUAUGAGUUUUGUAUAUUUUUGAUUGUUUUUGAUUGUUUACUCAUUACAAACAAGACAGACUACAAAUUGUGACAAGAGGAAUGGUAGUACAAAAAUACAUCCCUGGUUUACAUCUGAAUACACUAUAAAAAUAUAGCAGUAUAAAUACAUUUACUAUAAAUAUUUGUAUUACAUGUUCAUACUUUACUAUGUACAUUUACUAUCAGUGCUUAAAGGUACCUUAAAUACUAUUCUACAAGCCUGUGAACCAACCAUUGAAAAGAAAAACGAGCAAAUAAAACAGUUGUAAACGAC
Molecule: messenger RNA, 1472 nt
Organism: Coregonus clupeaformis (lake whitefish)
Lineage: Eukaryota; Metazoa; Chordata; Actinopteri; Salmoniformes; Salmonidae
Product: C-type lectin domain family 4 member K
Exons: 7
Coding region: 77-925 (282 amino acids)
Biological process (GO): positive regulation of killing of cells of another organism; positive regulation of cell population proliferation; positive regulation of cytokine production involved in inflammatory response
Cellular component (GO): external side of plasma membrane; cell surface
Molecular function (GO): fucose binding; pattern recognition receptor activity; (1->3)-beta-D-glucan binding
Source: RefSeq, a predicted model, not a curated record